Molecule: messenger RNA, 481 nt
Organism: Jaculus jaculus (lesser Egyptian jerboa)
Lineage: Eukaryota; Metazoa; Chordata; Mammalia; Rodentia; Dipodidae
Product: cytochrome c oxidase assembly factor 6 homolog
Biological process (GO): respiratory chain complex IV assembly
Cellular component (GO): respiratory chain complex IV; mitochondrion
Source: RefSeq, a predicted model, not a curated record
AUGAAAUCUGAAGACUCGGUCUUACUUCUUGCCCUGGCGGCCCAGUCCAUGAAGGAGAGGCGGGUGUGCUGCGCCCGCGACCUGCCCUGGCGUCUGGACGAGCACGCGGAGGACGCGGCGCGGCGCAGGCAGCUGCGGAGCUCGAUCGAGGCGAGCUGUCCGCAGCAGUGGAUAAAAUAUUUCGAUAAAAGAAGAGACUAUUUAAAAUUCAAGGAAAAGUUUGAAGCAGGACAGCUGCAGCCUUCAAAAUCAACUGAAAACUCCUAGGCUCUUCCUAAACUUCUUACAGAGGCUGAACGUAUUCUUCUGAACUUUUCGAAAGUGCAUUGAUGAUUCUGGGCCAACAGCAGUUUGAAUUAUGGUACACCCGUCAGUACUUCCUCCUGUGUGUGACAUUUAACUAAAAUGGCCAGGGAGCAGAAGACCCUGUAAUUCAAAUGAUGAACUGAAAUAAAACGUUAUCAAGUAGAGUUACCUUUAA